Messenger RNA from Cladophialophora immunda, 3757 nucleotides. RefSeq names its product copper-translocating P-type ATPase. The record is from RefSeq and is a predicted model, not a curated record. The transcript has 2 exons. Bases 69 to 3665 code for a protein of 1198 amino acids. Gene Ontology annotation, biological process: monoatomic cation transport. Gene Ontology annotation, molecular function: metal ion binding; ATPase-coupled monoatomic cation transmembrane transporter activity; ATP hydrolysis activity. Gene Ontology annotation, cellular component: membrane. NCBI's taxonomy places the organism in Eukaryota, Fungi, Ascomycota, Eurotiomycetes, Chaetothyriales, Herpotrichiellaceae.
CAGCAAUUUUGGUCCCCAUGCUUAACUGAGCACACUCUUGCCUGAGCGCGUGGCCGUUACUUAGAUAAAUGGAAACCCAGUCAUCUACCUGCUGCCAGUCCUCUGGUCGAGCCUCCGAAGUCCAAACUCUCCAGGUUGACGAUUCCACCCCGAGCGUUUCUGGGACCGGCUGUUGCGUCGACUGUGGCAGCGGCCGAACUGCAUGUGACGAAGGUUGCAUUCGCAAGAUCGCUGCGAUCCAGUGUCGUGCCCGCUGCGGAACUCAACGCGAAAACGUCCUUUUAGUUGCUCCUGAUGGAUGUCCUGACAAGUGUUGCGAGGAUGUUGGGAACAGUAUAACCGUAGACAGGCAGACCGAACCGAAAUCCACCCUUUGCGACCGAGAAGAUGCUUGUUCCACUCGCCAUACCAAGACACGACGCUCUCGCGAUAUCGUUCUCGAGAAGCUUGCGCCCUGUGGAAGCAAAAAGAACACCAAAGCGUGUGGUGGCGUUGCAUCCACCACCAGGACUACUUGCUGUGACGAGCGAAAAGAAAACUCUUCCAUGAGCACGAAGGACAAUAAUAGCUGUGGAAGUGGCAGUCAGAACGGCAUGGGUACUGAAGAAGACACAUGCUGUGCUGAUAAAUCUGUACUUCCCAUCCCCGCCCAGAAAAGUGAUUUGUGCUGCGGUAAGAAAGAGGACACCUGCUGCAGAGAGAACGAGGAUACCUGUUGUGGUGAGAAUGAGGACUCCUGUGGUGCUGAGAAAGAGGAACCUCUUAUUGCUCGAGUGCCAAACGAUGGCUGCGAGUAUGGCUCCUGCUGCGGCAAUACUACCACUUCCAUCGAGGCAAAGCAUUCCUCGGCGGCUGUUUGUGGAGCAAAGCAGCAAAAGACAGCGGUUGGAGCCUGCGUUCACCACCUCCAAAAAGCCUUUGCCGAAUACUCCAGCUAUAUCGAGAAGGGUCGGUGUAUUUGCCGUAGUGUCUUGGACCGCCUCGAUACUUGUUGCGGAGAAGUUAUCCCUAAGAAAGCCAUCACUGGCAGCCAGCCGUCCUCUAUUGCCAAAUCUACUGCUCUUGCAAGCGCCCAAAACCUUCCAAUUCGGCGGCAAGCAUCAGCGGCGUGCCGGGAAAGUUGUUGCGAUAAGACGACUACUCGCAACAAAACUGGUGAGCACGAGGAUAGAUUGUCCUGCUCCUUAGACGAGGUUGAGAUAUCAACUCCUUGGCCCGAGAAGACGACAAACACUAGGGCAAAGGAGGUCGAUAUUGAAGAUGCUGCGGCUCGCGAACAUGUCCUUCUCAGUGUUGCCGGCAUGACUUGCACAGGCUGUAGCAGAAAGGUGUCUAACGUUCUCAAGAACAUAGAUGGAGUGUCUUCUAUCAAAGCUACCUUUGUGACUGCGGUAGUCGAAUUUGACCUCAACACCGCGGUCACAAACUUGGAACAACUCAUUCCACGCGUGGAGAAAGAGACUGGAUUCAAGUUUUCCAAGAUCACAAGCAACUUUCAAGCCUUGGACUUGAGAAUCGAUCCUGUCACUGCUACCCGUGCCAGCGAGGAGCUACGAGCCAUGGCUGUAUCCGUUGAACAGCUCAACAAGGACACCUUUCACAUCACCUACGAUCCGACUGUCAUUGGUGCAAGAACACUAUUUUCGACUAUCAGAGGAGCAAGUCUUUGUCCACCGCAGAAUGAUGCCAAACUAGCCGAUGGAAGGCGUCGUCUUGUGAAGAUGGCUUGGUUCACGGCAUUGGCUGCGGCAUUGACGAUUCCAGUUGUUGUCCUAGCGUGGGCUGAUACCCCUGUGCCAUAUGCAACGCGAUCGGUCGUCUCACUGGUUCUCGCCACGCUUGUUCAGGCUCUCGCAAUUCCUGAAUUCUAUGCAGGCGCAAUGAAGUCUCUCAUCUACAGUCGAGUGCUUGAAAUGGACAUGCUGAUCGUCAUCAGCAUAACCGCUGCAUACGUCUAUUCGGUGGUAGCUUUCUCCCUAACGCACGCCGGAUUCACCUUGGAAAUUGGUGAGUUUUUCGAAACCAGUUCACUGCUUAUCACACUGGUCCUUCUCGGGAGACUGGUGGCCGCUAUAGCGAAGGUAAAAGCUGUCUCUGCUGUCUCACUGCGCUCACUGCAGGCGGAAAAAGCGUUCCUCGUUGAAUCGCCUGGAGAAACCAUUGAAAUUGACUCAAGGCUGUUGCAAUUUGGUGACGAAUUUGUCGUCCCUGCCCACAGUCGUGUCGUGACAGACGGAUAUGUCAUUCAUGGGCAAAGUUCUGUCGAUGAGUCUAUGAUCACCGGUGAGAGCGUACCAGUACCCAAAGCAACUGGUGACGGGAUCAUCGCAGGCACUGUCAACGGCCCCAGUCCGCUUACUAUCCGCUUAACGCGUCUGCCUGGCAAGAACAGCAUCACAGAUAUCGUCAACAUGGUUGAGAACGCUCUGGCAAGCAAGCCGCGCAUCCAGGACCUAGCCGACAAAGUGGCAAGCUACUUUAUCCCAGUUGUCAUUUCGAUCGCUCUUGUCACCUUCGCGAUUUGGAUGGCAAUAGCUGUGAAGGUUCGUGGCAAAGACAUCGGUGGUGCUCUCGGCCUCGCCAUCACUUACGGAAUCGCCGUAUUGGCCAUAUCAUGUCCGUGUGCUUUGGGUCUUGCAGUCCCUAUGGUUCUGGUCAUUGCUGGUGGCGUCGCUGCCAAAAGUGGAGUAAUUGUCAAACAAGCCGACGCCAUUGAAAAAAGCUACAAGGUCACCGAUGUUGUAUUCGAUAAAACCGGUACGCUUACCGAGGGGGAUCUGGCUCUUGUCCAUGAGCAGGUGUUUCCGCAUCCGAGUGCAUCUGUGACUGAGGCGUUUGCGCUUACCAAGGCAUUAACCAAGGACAUUCAGCAUCCAGUGUCUCUGGCGGUUGCCAGCCAUAUACAGGGAGAAAUCCCCGUCUUGACCGACCUUGAACACAUCGAGUCAAUUCCUGGUUCAGGGCUCCGUGCAACGUGGAAAAACUCAUCGGUGAAGGCGGGUAAUCCUUACUGGUUGAAGGUUGAAGACCAGCCGGAAGUUGCAGCACUCAUCGAUAAAGGCAUGACCCUUUUUUGUGUGACACUUGACCACAAACUCCUGGCUGCCUUCGGGCUGAAAAGCAGUCUACGGGACGAAGCAAGUGCCGUUAUUGCAAAUCUUCAACGCCGCAAUAUCAAGUGCCAUAUUGUGAGUGGCGACAGUCCGAAGGUUGUUGAGGACGUUGCGACUACUUUGGGUAUCCCGAUAUCGAACACGGCUGCACGCCGUUCCCCUGGCGACAAACAGCAAUAUGUGAAAACGCUGAUGUCUUCCGGUAGGGUUGUGCUCUUCUGUGGUGAUGGAACUAACGAUGCGGUUGCUGUCGCGCAAGCCGACGUGGGCGUCCAGAUCGGCACUGCUUCCGAUGUCACAAGAGCCACAUCCGACGUGGUCUUGUUGAAUGGCUUGGACGGUGUGAUUGCUUUACUCGACACCUCCAAACGAUGCUUCCACAGGAUCAUUUUCAACUUUUCCUGGUCCGCACUCUACAACCUUUUCGCAAUCUUGCUGGCGGGAGGGGCUUUUGUCCAUGUCCGCAUCCCUCCCGCCUACGCCGGGCUUGGAGAAAUCGUGAGCGUCUUUCCAGUCAUUGCUGUUGCCUUGACUUUGUUGAGGGGGAGAUAGAUGGUGCCAGCCGAGCCGAGCCUCCAGCUGUGCAAAGAGGUGUGGGAAGAGAAUUGGCGGGAUGAACGUGCUGCCACUUUGACAGGCACACU